Messenger RNA from Vollenhovia emeryi, 1338 nucleotides. Its product is annotated as serine/arginine repetitive matrix protein 2-like. NCBI's taxonomy places the organism in Eukaryota, Metazoa, Arthropoda, Insecta, Hymenoptera, Formicidae. The coding region runs from base 1 to 1338 and encodes 445 amino acids. The record is from RefSeq and is a predicted model, not a curated record. The transcript has a single exon.
AUGCCGGAGGUAGCCGACGCCGGGUUGCCGAUGGAUCCUCCUCCCCCCGAGAAGGUAGCGGAUUCUCCGCCCCCGGAGAAGAAGACCUGGGACGUGGUCACGCCAAGAGCGGCUGGCACGUCCCGGGCCUCAACCUCGGUGAGGGAGAGAUCGCGGGCGAGGGAGAAGGAGAGGUCCUCUUCUAGGAAGAGGACCAAAACUGCUCAAACCCCCGCGAAAAACCCCUCUCCUCCGUCCCCCCACACCCCGCAGAAAACGGGGAAGUCCCCUCCGAGGAAGGAGGAGACCGUGGAGGGGAUGGUGGACAGGAAGAUUGGAGAGUCCUUCGAUCGGUACAAGAAGUGGACCGAUCGGAGGCUCCAAAGGGUGGAGAAUCUUCUCCAGACCCUGGUCGACGGCGGGGCCCGUAAUAGUGGCCCUGCGGCGAUCCCCUCCAACCCUCGAAAGGGAGGAGGGGGCGCCACGAGGGACCACCCGGUUCCCGGGGCCGACCAGAAGGUCGGAUCAGGGGGUAGGAUAGACCCCCCAGGGAAGGCUGCGAAUGUUGCGGGCGAGGGGGCCAAGAACAAGAAGAGGAAGAAGAAGAAGAAGGCCCCUCUCUCGCAGCAGACGCAGGAGAUGAAGGAGGCGGGCCCCCCCAAGAAGGGGAACGCCGGGCCCUCCCAGCCCGCCGCGGACGCGGAGUCGUACGCGGUGGUUCUUGGGAGAAGGAGCAGGGCCGCGGAAAAAAAGACGGCCAAGGGAGCCCCUAAGGCGGCUGCCCCCGGCUCUCCGGCGAAGGGACAAGCCGGCGGAGCGCCCAAAAGGGCCCCUAGGCAGAGGCUCCCGCGCACGUCGGUCGUGGUCCUCACGCGUCCCAACGGGGACUACCGUGAGGCCAUGGUCAGACUGCGGCGGGAGGUCAGCCUGAAGGAUCUUGGCAUCGAGGGCCGGGUCAACAUCAGAUCCGCGGCCACCGGUGCCAAGAUCAUAGAGGUGUCUGGGGGAGGGCCACGCCGAAAAGGCGGACGCCCUCGCGGGUCACAUCAGGCGGGUCUUCCUCGGGGAGGAAGGAACGCGGGCGGACCGCCCAAGGAGGAUACCCGAGGUGCGCCUGAGCGACCUCGACGACUCCUUGGGCAUCGAAGAGGUGAAGGGGUGGGUCGCGGAGGCCGGGCAUUGCGGCGCCUCCGACGUGCAGUGCGAAGCGCUGCAGCCGGCCGCCGGAGGCAGUCACGGCCUCUGGCUGCGCCUGCCCCUCACCGCGGCGAGGGAGCUGACCCGGGAAAGGAGGAUCCGGGUCGGCUGGGGGACGGCCCGCGUGGACCCUCUCGAGGCGCGCCCUAUGCGGUGCCAUAA